Molecule: messenger RNA, 3650 nt
Organism: Symphalangus syndactylus (siamang)
Lineage: Eukaryota; Metazoa; Chordata; Mammalia; Primates; Hylobatidae
Gene: RBM19
Product: RNA binding motif protein 19
Cellular component (GO): nucleolus
Molecular function (GO): mRNA binding
Source: RefSeq, a predicted model, not a curated record
AGCUUUGGCUUAGCCACGCCUACUUCCGGACAGGUCAGGCCGAGGUCUCAGCCACAUGACUGUGUUCCGGCUCGGCAAAGAUGGCGGCGCCCAGGGAGGUAUCGUGAAACUUGGUGGAAGACGCUGUCCAGUCGUGUUGGAAUCAAAACAGCGGGGACCCUGCGCCAUGUCGCGACUGAUCGUGAAGAAUCUCCCGAAUGGGAUGAAGGAGGAGUGUUUCAGGCAGCUGUUUGCCGCCUUUGGCACGCUGACAGACUGCAGCCUGAAGUUCACCAAAGAUGGCAAGUUCCGCAAGUUUGGUUUUAUUGGCUUCAAGUCCGAGGAAGAGGCCCAAAAGGCACUGAAGCAUUUCAACAAGAGCUUCAUCGACACAUCCCGGAUCACAGUGGAGCUCUGCAAGUCAUUCGGGGACCCGGCCAAACCCAGAGCCUGGAGCAAACAUGCCCAGAAACCAAGCCAGCCCAAGCAGCCUCCAAAAGACUCUACUACUCCAGAAAUUAAGAAAGAUGAGAAGAAGAAAAAGGUGGCAGGUCAACUGGAGAAGCUGAAGGAGGAUACAGAGUUCCAGGAGUUUCUGUCAGUUCAUCAGAGGCGGACGCAGGCAGCCACUUGGGCGAACGAUGGCCUGGAUGCUGAGCCUUCGAAAGGGAAGAGCAAGCCAGCCAGUGACUACCUGAACUUCGACUCCGAUUCUGGGCAGGAGAGUGAGGAGGGAGCCGGGGAGGACCUGGAAGAAGAGGCAAGCCUCGAACCGAAGGCAGCUGUGCAGAAGGAGCUGUCGGACAUGGAUUACCUGAAAUCCAAGAUGGUGAAGGCCGGGUCGUCCUCUUCCUCGGAGGAAGAGGAAAGUGAAGAUGAAGCCGUGCACUGUGAUGAAGGGAGUGAGGCCGAGGAAGAGGAUUCCACCGCCACCCCAAUCCUGCAGGAAAGAGACAGCAAGGGUGCAGGCCAAGAGCAAGGGAUGCCAGCUGGGAAAAAGAGGCCACCGGAGGCCAGAGCCGAGAUAGAGAAACCAGCAAACCAGAAGGAACCCACCACCUGCCACACCGUGAAGCUGCGGGGAGCCCCAUUCAAUGUCACAGAGAAAAAUGUUAUGGAAUUCCUGGCACCCCUGAAACCAGUGGCCAUUCGAAUUGUGAGAAACGCUCAUGGGAAUAAAACAGGAUACAUCUUUGUGGAUUUCAGCAAUGAAGAGGAAGUGAAGCAAGCUCUGAAAUGCAACCGGGAGUACAUGGGUGGGCGCUACAUCGAGGUGUUCAGGGAAAAGAACAUCCCCACCACCAAGGGUGCACCAAAGAAUACCACCAAAUCCUGGCAAGGCCGGAUACUCAGAGAGAACGAAGAGGAGGAGGACCUGGCCGAGUCCGGAAGGCUAUUUGUACGGAACCUGCCCUACACCAGCACCGAGGAGGAUCUGGAGAAGCUCUUCUCCAAAUACGGUCCCCUCUCUGAGCUCCACUACCCCAUCGACAGCCUGACCAAGAAACCCAAGGGUUUUGGAUUUGUCACCUUCAUGUUCCCUGAGCACGCUGUGAAGGCCUACUCGGAGGUGGACGGGCAGGUAUUCCAGGGCAGGAUGCUCCACGUGUUACCAUCUACCAUCAAGAAGGAAGCCAGCGAGGACGCCAGUGCCCUGGGAUCAUCGUCCUACAAGAAGAAGAAAGAGGCCCAGGACAAAGCCAACAGUGCCAGCUCUCACAACUGGAACACGCUAUUUAUGGGGCCAAAUGCCGUGGCCGAUGCCAUCGCACAGAAGUACAACGCCACUAAGAGUCAAGUAUUUGACCACGAGACCAAGGGCAGUGUGGCCGUGCGCGUGGCUCUGGGGGAGACCCAGCUCGUCCAGGAAGUGCGGCGCUUUCUCAUAGACAACGGGGUCAGCCUGGAUUCCUUCAGCCAGGCUGCAGCAGAGCGAAGCAAGACUGUGAUUCUGGUCAAGAACCUCCCGGCAGGCACCCUGGCGGCCGAGCUGCAGGAGACCUUCGGCCGUUUUGGCAGCCUGGGCCGCGUGCUGCUGCCAGAGGGUGGAAUCACUGCCAUCGUGGAGUUCCUGGAGCCCCUGGAGGCCCGCAAGGCCUUCAGGCAUCUGGCCUAUUCCAAGUUCCAUCAUGUCCCCCUCUAUCUGGAGUGGGCUCCAGUUGGCGUCUUCUCCAGUGCAGCCCCACAGAAGAAAAAGCUCCAAGACGCUCCUUCAGAACCCAUGGAAAAGGACCCAGCAGAGCCAGAAACAGUGCCCGAUGGCGAAACCCCAGAAGAUGAAAAUCCAACAGAGGAAGGAGCAGACAACUCUUCAGCAAAGAUGGAAGAGGAGGAGGAGGAAGAGGAAGAAGAAGAAGACAGCCUCCCAGGAUGUACUCUGUUUAUUAAGAAUCUCAAUUUUGACACAACAGAAGAGAAGCUGAAGGAAGUGUUCUCAAAAGCGGGGACAGUGAAGAGCUGCUCUAUCUCCAAGAAGAAGAACAAAGCAGGAGCGCUGCUUUCCAUGGGGUUUGGAUUUGUGGAAUACAGGAACCCGGAGCAAGCCCAGAAAGCUCUCAAGCAGCUCCAGGGUCACAUCGUGGACGGCCACAAGCUGGAAGUGAGGAUCUCGGAACGAGCCACUAAGCCAGCCGUGACAUUGGCUCGGAAGAAACAAGUUCCCAGAAAGCAGACCACCUCCAAGAUCCUGGUGCGGAACAUCCCCUUCCAGGCCCACAGCCGGGAGAUCCGAGAGCUCUUCAGCACCUUCGGGGAGUUGAAGACGGUCCGCCUGCCAAAGAAGAUGACUGGGACAGGCACACACAGAGGCUUCGGCUUUGUGGACUUCCUCACCAAGCAGGAUGCGAAGAGAGCCUUCAACGCCCUGUGUCACAGCACCCACUUGUACGGCCGGAGGCUGGUGCUGGAGUGGGCCGACUCCGAGGUGACCCUGCAGGCCCUGCGGCGGAAGACGGCUGCGCACUUUCACGAGCCCCCGAAGAAAAAGCGGUCUGUGGUGUUGGACGAGAUCCUGGAGCAGCUGGAAGGCAGUGACAGCGACAGCGAGGAGCAGACCCUUCAGCUGUGAGCUGGCACCGAGAGGGGCUGCUGAGCUAGAAUUCCCACCUAUGUCUUUCCAAGGGACUGUUCACGGCUUGGGACUUGGUCUCUGUCCUGCCCCAUCCUCAUCACUUGGGACCACAAGCCCUGGUUCAGUCACCCAGGGAAGCCUCCCAGCGGCUCAUGAAGCAUCGAGCUCCAAGCCCAGAUGCCAAGCUCCCUGUCUGAGCUGAAUGAUGUCACUCAUGGUGGCCGCAUUCUGCUCAUGGGCCCAGAGCCCUGUGAAAUGCAUCAAGGUCCUCUCCGCUGGCCAACAGCAUCCCCAGGCUUCUCUGGGGCGCCUGUGUUCACAUUUUCUCCAGCCUGAGACGCAGCCUCCUGCCUGGAAGGACCUGUGCCAGCACCAGCCAGAGGGCAAGAUGGAGAGGGCAGAGCAAGAACUGCACUGCAUCUCACUGUGGUCUGAAUCCAGACAUCGCCAUUCCCGAGGUGCGACCUCAGACUAAUGAUGUCCUGUCUGAGCCUCCGUUUUUCUCUCUAGGAAAUGGGGGUGAUAAUUGUGCCUACCUCAGAUAGACAGUGCCAGAAUUAAGUGAGUCAAGCCAAGUAAAGCCCAGAGAAGAUUCUCAUCA